AUGGGUAACUAUAAGCAUUUGCUGAUAGGAGUUUCAGUUUUUGAGAUGUCCUAUGCAGUGCUGGAUAUUGUUUCAGAGACUACGGUACUAUCGAUUAAAGAAUCAUUUGUGGUAGUUGUUCCGUAUAAGGAUCGAUUCUUCGGAAGAAAUACUGCAAUGGUUCUUAACUGCAUCUACUAUGCAUUUUUCGGCUUCUCCAUGGGCAUGUUUGUUAUCAUCUUUGCCUACCGAUCAUUUGUAUCCACAGGAAACACAAUUCUCAAAAAAUUUAAAGGAUUAAAAAUGCUCACCUGGUUUGCAUUUCCCAUAUUCUACGCACUUGUAUGGCUUUUAGUGGCAUGGAUACCGCUUGCUCCGUUUCCAGAGAUGGACAACGUCGUGCGAGACUUUUUGUUUGAUGCGGUGAAUAUGACGGUGGACGAGGUCGCUUAUACUGGACCACUGUUCUAUUCAACAAUUGAUAAUUCAUUACGAUUUUCUGCAAUUUUACCAGCUGCUCUGCAAUGGGUACUAACGGCCUCCUCUCUUUUUCUGGUAAUCUUUUUUGGAGUACGUUGUUAUUUAUACAUUGGGAAAUUGGUGGAUCUCACGGAUCUUCGAUCAAUACGGUUGAGACAUCUUCAAAAGCAACUGUUCGUCGCCUUGGUGUUUCAGGCAACCGUUCCACUCAUUCUAAUGCAUAUCCCAGUCACUGUGCUAUACACAUGCUGCGUGUUCAACAUUGUGUUCGAUACGUUCUCAGUUGCCACGACAAUUGCAUUAUUUCCAGCGAUCGACCCGCUUCCAACAAUUUUCAUUGUCAAAAGCUAA
Messenger RNA from Caenorhabditis elegans, 810 nucleotides. RefSeq names its product Seven TM Receptor (gene C55A1.1). The transcript is spliced from 6 exons. NCBI's taxonomy places the organism in Eukaryota, Metazoa, Nematoda, Chromadorea, Rhabditida, Rhabditidae. The record is from RefSeq and is marked reviewed. Gene Ontology annotation, biological process: detection of chemical stimulus involved in sensory perception of smell. The coding region runs from base 1 to 810 and encodes 269 amino acids.